This is a messenger RNA of Carya illinoinensis, 2180 nucleotides long. RefSeq names its product putative pentatricopeptide repeat-containing protein At3g15130. Gene Ontology annotation, biological process: RNA modification. Lineage: Eukaryota; Viridiplantae; Streptophyta; Magnoliopsida; Fagales; Juglandaceae. Gene Ontology annotation, molecular function: zinc ion binding; RNA binding; protein binding. The coding region runs from base 1 to 2061 and encodes 686 amino acids. The record is from RefSeq and is a predicted model, not a curated record. The transcript has a single exon.
AUGAGUGAGCGACAAAUAUUUGCAAACCUGCUGCGGAGCUGUUCGAAGAAUUUGUUAUUUGAACAAGGAUUGCAAGCUCACGGGGCUGUUGUGAAAACGGGACUUGGCUUUGACUUGAUGCUGAACAAUGAUCUUGUUGAUAUGUAUGGAAAAUGCGGGAGGAUGGAACUGGCUUGUGCUGUGUUUGAUAGAAUGAUUGAAAGAAAUGUGGUUUCAUGGACAGCUCUUAUGUGUGGUUACUUACAAAAUGGUAAUGCCAACGGGUCGUUAUCACUUUUUCGGAAAAUGGGUUCUUCGGGUAUUAAGCCAAACGAGUUCACAUUUUCAACCAACCUGAAAGCAUCAGGGAUUUUGGGAACUCCAGAGAAUGGAAUGCAGAUCCAUAGCUUUUCCGCUAAAACUGGGUUCGAAUGGGUGCCUGCGGUGGCCAAUUCUAUCAUUGACAUGUACUCGAAAUGUGGAAGAAUUAGUGAGGCUGCACGAAUGUUCAAUGCUAUGCCCGUUAGGAAUCUUAUCAGUUGGAAUGCGAUGAUAGCUGGAUACACACUUGAGGGAAAUGGGGACAGAGCUCUACUUCUGUUUCGGAAAAUGCAAGAACAGGGGGAAAUCCCUGAUGAAUUCACGUAUACAAGCACGUUAAAGGCCUGUAGUGGCCUCGGAGCCAUGCAGGAAGGAACCCAAAUUCACGCUUCCUUGAUUACAAGAGGAUUCCCCUAUUCGGUUCAGAUAGCCAGUGCAGGUGCUCUAAUUGAUAUGUAUGUCAAAUGCGGGCACUUGAUUAAAGCUCGGAGAGUAUUUGAUCAAAUUGAUGCAAAGAACGUGAUAUCUUGGAGUGCUCUAAUUCUCGGUUAUGCUCAAGAAGGCAAUUUGGUAGAAGCCAUGGACUUGUUUAGGCAGCUCAGGGAGAGUACAUAUCAAGUAGAUGGAUUUGUUCUCUCAGGCCUAAUGGGUGUCUUUGCUGAUUUUGCUCAUGUGGAGCAAGGUAAGCAAAUGCAUGCCUACACCAUCAAAGUCCCAUCUGGUCUAGACAUAUCAGUGGCCAAUUCAAUGGUGGAUAUGUAUCUCAAGUGCGGGUUAACAAAUGAGGCAGAAAGACUAUUUGGUGAAAUCCCAGUGAGAAAUGUUGUGUCUUGGACAGUUAUGAUCACUGGUUAUGGAAAGCAUGGUUUGGGAAAAGAAGCAAUCAAUCUUUACAAUAGAAUGCUGGCAGAAAAUAUCGAGCCUGAUGGUGUGACUUAUUUGGCAGUGCUCUCAGCGUGCAGCCAUGCGGGACUCAUCAAAGAAAGUCAAGAAUACUUCUCAAGAUUGUGUAGUGACCGAUGGAUUAAACCAAGAGUAGAGCACUAUGCUUGCAUGGUUGAUCUCCUUGGCCGAGCUGGGCGCUUAAAAGAAGCUAAGAAUCUUAUCGAGAACAUGCCUCUAAAACCAAACGUAGGGAUCUGGCAGACUCUGACUAGUGCUUGUAGAGUACACGGAGACCUAGAAAUGGGGAUGGAAGUAGGAGAGAUACUUCUAAGAUUAGAUGGUGACAAUCCGGUCAACUAUGUGAUGAUGUCUAAUAUCUUUGCUGAGGCAGGCCAUUGGAAAGACUGUGAGAGAAUAAGAGAAACGGUGAAGAGGAAGGGGUUAAAGAAAGAGGCAGGGCGUAGUUGGGUGGAGAUUGACAAGGAGAUCCACUUUUUCUAUAAUGGAGAGGACAAUCACCCGUUAACAAAGAGAAUUCAUGAGGUCUUGAAGGAAAUGGAAAAGAGGAUCAAAGAAAAGGUGGGCUAUAAUCAUGGGGUGAGGUUUGCGCUGCACGAUGUGGAAGAGGAGUCAAAGGAGGAGAGCUUGAGAGUUCAUAGUGAGAAGUUGGCAAUUGGUUUGGCAUUGGUUUGUGGUGGGUUGGAUAAUGAAGAAAAGAAGGUGAUUAGGAUUUUCAAGAACUUGAGGGUUUGUGGGGAUUGUCAUGCCUUCAUCAAAGGUUUGUCAAAAGUUUUGAAGGUGGUAUUCGUGGUGAGGGAUGCAAAUAGAUUUCACAAGUUUGAGGGGGGCUUCUGUUCCUGUGGAGAUUAUUGGUGAUUACAGACGUCUUUAUACAGUGGCCUGUUUUGUUUUUAAAGAAAUAUAUUGUGUUCCUUCACGAACGCGAAUUCGUCUUGCUCAACAUUUAGAAAAUCAAGAAUGGGAUAUUCCUAGAA